GAUUUUAAACAUAGUUUCUUUCUAACUGUUCCGGAAAGCAAUCAUGAAAUUCUUCAUCGUUUUAUUGGCCGCUUUGGCUUUGUUUACUCCUGCCUUUGGCAAGACAUUCACCCGCUGCUCCUUGGCUAAGGAAAUGUAUGCCUUGGGUGUACCAAAAUCCGAAUUGCCUCAAUGGACUUGCAUUGCUGAACACGAGUCGUCUUACCGCACCAAUGUUGUUGGUCCCACCAACUCGAAUGGCUCCAACGAUUAUGGCAUUUUCCAAAUUAACAACUACUACUGGUGUCAACCUGCCAAUGGUCGUUUCUCCUACAAUGAAUGCAAAUUAAGCUGUAACGAUUUGUUGACCGAUAACAUUAGCAACUCGGUUAAGUGUGCCCGCAAAAUCAAGUCCCAACAGGGCUGGACUGCCUGGUCUACUUGGAAAUACUGCAGCGGUAGCUUGCCCAGCAUUAAUGAUUGUUUCUAAAUGGGUUUUUUUCUGAUGAUGUUUAAACGAUAAUAAAUAAAUUUGAAAAGUAUUAGCAAA
Messenger RNA from Lucilia sericata (common green bottle fly), 529 nucleotides. RefSeq names its product inactive lysozyme 1A. Gene Ontology annotation, molecular function: lysozyme activity. Lineage: Eukaryota; Metazoa; Arthropoda; Insecta; Diptera; Calliphoridae. The transcript has a single exon. The record is from RefSeq and is a predicted model, not a curated record. Bases 44 to 469 code for a protein of 141 amino acids.